This is a messenger RNA of Symbiodinium necroappetens, 1110 nucleotides long. NCBI's taxonomy places the organism in Eukaryota, Dinophyceae, Suessiales, Symbiodiniaceae. The record is from the annotation of a GenBank genome assembly.
GGUGGUGCCACGGAGAGCGACAAGGCCGAGUUUAUCCUUGAAAGCACAGGCCAGAGCUCCGUGGAGAAGCCUCCGGUUUGGGACCACGGAAGGCUGCGCGAGUACCUGAUGUGGGCAAAAGACAAGCUGCUUGACGAGGACGAUGAGCCAGGGGCAGCGCUCUUGCUGGAGACGUAUUUCCAGAAGCUUCGGUCGACGUCCCUGAACUCUGGUGGCGGCGGUGGCGGCGUCACCGCGCGCACACUUGAGAGCCUUGUCCGCCUUGCGCAAGCACAUGCAAAGCUCAUGGGCCGCAGGAGCGUCUGGAUCGAAGACGCGGUGGCAGUCGUGGUGCUGCACCGCGCCUCACUACAGGAUCACGUGGUCGGGGCGGAGUCGUUGCCUUCGGGUGAAGACUUCGCACCCAGCCUGAGGGACUGGCAAGAUGAGACCGCCGCAUGUGGUGUGAAGGUCUCCUUGGAGGGACUGGAGCUCCACCACGGGACCGAGAUUCCAAACCAAGAUGUCUACCUGUACCUGGAGCAGGCGAUUCUACGAAGCCUGAAGCUGUGCCGUUCCAGCAACGACAAGAGGCUUCUGGUACCAUUGCAGCAGGCCAUGGCCAUUGCGGAUGCGCCACGUCCGCUCCGGGCCAGGGAGCCUCGGGGAGAGGCCUCGCCGGCCAAGGCGCUUGGCAGCUUCUGCUUCCUCGUGGGCCUCCCAGCAAGUCAUGCCGUGCACACAGGAGACUCGAGUGGCACAAGCGGCGCAAGCGAAGCCGCGGGGGAGGCAACUCGGGUGCCGAGUGCGGUGAGAUCGGGUUUCAAGUUUGGCGUGGCUGAAUCGGGAAAGUUCUCUGAGGCUGCCCCGGCAGCGAAGGGGUUCCGAGCUGCUGUGCUGGAAGUGGCCAAGCAGACGGAGGUGGUGGUGGCAGACGCAUACGAAGUGGACAACACUGGCAUCAUGAGAAAGUGGUCAAUCCAAAACGACAACUGGAACCUUGACAUCUGGACGCCAGACAAGAAGAGGUUCCAGUACACUUCUUCAGCUGGGAAGGAGCCUGCCCUGACUAUUUCAGCAGAGUGGGCAGCUUGGCUGGAUGCUGGCGCUCAGGGUGGGUAUCCAGCCUAG